UAUCUCUAUCCUUUGUAGCACCGUUCGAACAUUGGAUUUUUUUGGGAAUUUGGGGGAAGAAUGAGGUUUCGUUUGGUUUUGUAACACUCAAGAGUCAAGACACUGUAAAUAAAUGCUAAUUCAUUUGGUUCCGUUUUAGAUCAGAGAUAUGUGACUGGCCGCCGAUUCAGUCUCAGUGCUGAGUAGGAAGGAAUAGAAUGGGUCUCCUGUCGCAGAGAGUCGAGAGAAGUGAAAUAGCAGCCGGCGACCAUAUUUACACUUGGAGAUCCGCCUUUGCUUAUGCUCAUCAUGGAAUAUAUGUUGGUGGCAACAAAGUUGUACAUUUUACAGCAAGUGGAGGAAGUAUGGAAGCUGAGUCAUCACUGUGCCCAAAUAAUAUUCUUGACUGUGGAUUCUGUAAGAGUGAAAGUGGAGUGCUUCUGUCUUGCUUGGACUGUUUCCUCAAAGAAGGGUCAUUGUAUGAAUUUGAGUAUGGCAGUGGUUGUCUGACUUUCCUCACAAAAGUCCGCGGAGGUACAUGCACCACUGCGCAAUCUGAUCCUCCAGAAAGUGUGAUCCACAGGGCCAUGUAUUUACUUCAGAAUGGAUUUGGAAAGUAUGACCUCUUUCAUAGAAACUGUGAAGAUUUUGCAUUGUACUGUAAAACAGGCCUCGUCAUCGUUCAUCAACAAACAAACCAUGCUAUGGGAAGUUCAGGAACAACUGGUCAAGUGGCUAGCGCUCUCCUAGGGGGUGCUUUGGUUGGGGUUGUUGGAAGUUUAUUCAACACAACUACCCCGGUAGGCUUGGGUUUGGGAACAGGCACUUAUUUAGUCAACAGGUACGGAAAUGACAUUGGUGUUAGGAAAGAUGUGGUCAAGGUGGAUGUUGAGGAUAUUUUUUUGUUCCAUCGCUGUCAGGUGAGUGUUGAAGAUAUUUGUCCCACGGAUGUGAAUGACCCAAAAAAGGGAACUUCAAAGGGAAGUUCUUUUGAUUGAUUUACUUAUAUAGUAUUUUGAAAGGAAAAAACAAACUUUUAUUGGGAUAUUAGUAUGUGCGCAACUUUGGAAACUUUUAGGGUGUUCUUAAGAAACCCUUAUCAUAACUGUUUUUCGUUUAAGUAGACAUUAACUGCAUAUCCGAAAUCGAACCAAAUGGAUGAAUUUGAGAGUGAUUGUUGUAACUAGAACUAUGCGGAUGACCCCAAUGAGCAACCUUGUGUUUGUGGCUUUUUGUGCAAAAGAACAGUGAACAAAAUGAUGUUGGUCUUGUUGAAUGGUUCCAGUGUUCUAAUUGAGGCUGGACGCAGCCACGCAGGAGGCAUAUGGGAGUGAGGUCACUUGAUUGAGGUUGAGCUGAAUAUUCGUUGCCUGCAGUUAGCUUAUUAUUAGUAUUAUUCUCUCAAAGUCGUCGUAUAUUAUCUGCCCCUUAUACAUGAAUCUGAAUCAGUGAACAUGUCAAAAUAUUACAUAGUAUCUCGGAAGAUAAUGGCUCCAACUAUGGUCUCUUAUCUUGCACUGCCUUGCUUAUACACAUAGAUUUGGGCAAAUUCUAUUUCUUGGUGAUUAUAAUGGGGUGUGAUGUAUAUUGGAUUGUUAUUGGAAACGUAACAGAUGUAGAAUUUUGUUUUGUGAAGACCUCUCCUUCUUCAGCUGUAUCCUUGGUUCUCUUUAUAUUGUUAUCUCCUAGUGAUAAUGUUUGAAUUGAAUCUCAAUACCCUUUUGAAAUGGCACAUACAUGUGUUUUCCUAAUCUUGCAGUCUAUAGUGUUUAAUUCCCUUCAC
This is a messenger RNA of Cuscuta europaea, 1762 nucleotides long. The record is from the annotation of a GenBank genome assembly. NCBI's taxonomy places the organism in Eukaryota, Viridiplantae, Streptophyta, Magnoliopsida, Solanales, Convolvulaceae.